Molecule: messenger RNA, 6353 nt
Organism: Mya arenaria
Lineage: Eukaryota; Metazoa; Mollusca; Bivalvia; Myida; Myidae
Exons: 22
Coding region: 156-4811 (1551 amino acids)
Biological process (GO): positive regulation of GTPase activity; signal transduction
Cellular component (GO): membrane
Molecular function (GO): GTPase activator activity; guanyl-nucleotide exchange factor activity
Source: RefSeq, a predicted model, not a curated record
AUGGAUUUGUUUAGUAUAUCGACCAAGAUUUUACGAAGUACGGAUGUGCAUUAACUUCGAUUGCAGUAUUUUUUUAUGACAGCGAUGAUUUGUGUUCACGGGAUAUGAGUUUCACUGAUAAGGUGUAUGUGAUUUAACUGUUUAAACAUCAAACGAUGGAAAGUAUUGAAAAGGUAAAGUUAUCAUGGAAGAGUAAGUUUUCAAGUGAAAUACCUCCUGAGUUUGUUACACGAUUGGAAUGUGAUUUAGAUAGGUUGAAAAAUGAGCCUAAGGACACUAGUAUUAACUUGUUAACAUAUGCUAGAGAUGAGAGUAAAUCAAAAUUAAAGGAGUUAAACUCGGAAAUUAAAAAAGAAGAGUUCUUUCAUGAGGCAAUAUCACAUGUUUUAGGGGAAAUGUCAAAAAACAGAAAGGUUCAAGUUGAUGUUUCAUCAUUGUAUGCAAAAGUAAACAAACCAAAUCACGCUAAUCAUGUUGAAAAUGAAACCGCAACAGAGUCAUGUACACAUGAACAACCAACUGACAAGAGUGUUGAGGAAAUAGUGUGUCUAGAUGAUUGUGAUUAUGAAGAAAUAAAAGUCUCGCAAUCACCACAUGAUGAUGGAUCAUUAACAAAAUCGAGAUCAAGAAAGUUGCGUAGUUCAGUAAAGGACAAAAUAAGUAUGUUUGAAAGAAGAGAUUCUUCUUCUGGUGAAGAAGUUCAGAACAACUCGCCGCCUAUUGUGGAAGGAGGUGAAUAUGCCACACUUGUCGUUAAAUCUCCACCGCUUGUGUCACCCAAACCAUCUCCAGCAUCAAGAAGACGACCACAAGUAAAUGAAUAUGAAGAGAUUAGUCUCCCUUUUUUGUCAAAAAAUGAAAGUCAGCAAGCAUGCGCGUCUCAUAGUGACAAAGCUAUUCUACCAGAUUCCAACAGUGAUAAUAAAAGUUCAAGUGUAUCAACUAAUAAUGUUUCAAAACAAGAGAAAUCCUCUUUUCAGAAUGAUCAAUCUGUGCUAAGUGAAAGACAUUUAGAAAAGGGUGAGCAUUUGAAAAAGCCUCCACCCCCUGUACCAUUAAGGAGAAAGGGUAAAGAGUGCCUUGCUGAUGACAGGAAUGUGCUGAAAGAAACUGAACAGCUGACAUUGCAGCAUAGUGACAAUGAACCUCAGCCAGGAACUCCUCGUUGCACAAAAAAGGCUUCAGGUGUUGAUGAUUAUAACACAGGGGAGUCUAAUAAUGUGAUUGGGCAAAUUCAUGUUCAUCCAAGGUUUAAUAUAAAUGUAGAGGAUGUUGAGGGGGAUUACUGUGCAAUAUCUAAAUUUAAAAGAGAAGAUAAACAUGUGACCUCGGUCAAAGUAACCGGGUCUAGAAAUGCUGACAGGGUUAUUACUUCUGGUGGCGAGAUAUCUAAGGCUAACAAUGUUACUUUAAUACAUAUCAAAGCAUCAGAAAGAGAGUUAUCAAGGUCGCAUGAAAAUUUGCAUUCUGAGGAUUUCGUCUUAAAACCAUCAAACCUAAGUCGUUCACAUGAAAACCUUCAACAAACGCAGAGUGGGGAAUAUGCUCACCUUGAUUUAACAUCAUUUAAACCAAAUGAAAAGUCUUCAAGUGAAGAAAACAUGAAAAGACUGUUCAGAAAGAAAGGAAAUGGUGCUAUUUCAAGUGAAAAGGGCUCUAGUGGGAAAGAGGAAGAGAUUGUAGGGAAGGUGUACAAGGGUUUAUCAAGCAGUUCUGAGGAUGACAGAUGUGGGGAUGAAAGGUUGGAUACUGUGGAGGUAAACUUAGCUGAGUUAGGAAUAACUGAACAAGAGCUUGAAAGUGCUGAAUCCCAAGACAACAGUGAAGAGACUCAAGAAAACAAUGAGGGAGAACAGAAGACAAAUGAUGGAAGUGAUGAGGAAAGAAAAUCACCAGACUUGUUGCCAAAAAGCAGAUCAAAAGAGAACAUUGUUAAGGGAAAACGGCCUCAGGGUGUACCAGACUAUGAAAAAUGGGAUCUUCAUUGCAUAGUAACAGAAACUAACAUCAGUGUUGCAGAUAAAGAUCUAACUGACACAGGCAGUGAAGAUGAGAUUAUAUAUGACAAUGUGCCUGAACAACCAGAUGUUGCAUCAGGACAUAGUGAUGACUCCGGUGUAUGUGAACCAUCCUCCACACCGGAAGAAAUACCAGACUCCGGGGUAUGUGAACCAUCCUCCACACCGGAAGAAAUACCAGUUCUCCGGAGGCACACAGAUGAUGUCUUUAUUGAUGGAACACCAACAGACAGACAUGAAAUGAUAGCUUCGACCACAUCAUCUGAUUCCCGGCUUUCAACAGCCUCUUGCGUGACUGUGAACAUUGACCCGGCAUUCCACCGCAGUGACAGCAAUGAGACUGUGCCUGGUAUUCCCGAGGAUACGGAGAGCAUCUGCAGUUUUGAUGACCAGUUGGAUCACCCUGGCGAUCUAGAGGAGACAUUGCGACCGGAGACAGUGUCUAUGUAUGGCUCAGAGCAGCUGCGGAUGCGGCACCUGGUUGUCAAGGGCAUUCUAGAGAGUGAGAAGUCCUAUCUGCAUGUUAUAGAACAACUGACCAAGGCAAAGUUCUUCCUACAGAGCAGUGCGAUGCGGCCGGGAGACAACCCGUCACCAAUAGCGCUGGCAGAUGUUACCACCAUCUUCUACAAGAUAGACGACUUCUACCAGAUCCACAAGGAGUUCGUGCACGAGCUAGAGGCAAAGGUCAAGGCCUGGUCAGACAGACAGGAAAUUGCGUAUAUUGUCAAGAAACUGGUGUUUUACUUCAAGAUUUACGAGGAGUAUGUGCAUAACUACCCUGUUGCCGUGGAGACCAUCCGACGUAACCAGCGGAACGAGGAAACACGCCACCUGCUGGAGAAAUCAUUUCAGUCAAGAAAUAGACUAGCCAGCUGUAAUGAGCAGAUGGAAUCGUUCAAAGAUGAAACUUUAAAGCUAGAAGAUGUGUUGUUGAAGCCCGUUCAGAGAAUCCAGACCAAUCACCUUGUUCUACAUGACCUGAUAAAGCACACGCCCAAGGAUCAUACUGACUACCUGGCGCUGCAGAAGGCCCUUAAGCUGAGUGAAGAGAACCUGCGCAUGUACAGCUUGGGAAACAUUUCACCAAGCACGGACCCUGAUGGGCGUCAUCUAGUGAAGAAUGGGUUUGUGGUGGAGGUGUCACGGGACAAGAAGGCCACCAGACACCUACGAUACAUCUUCUUAUUCUCUGACAUUCUCAUCUGUACCAAGCACAAGGGCAGCGCAAGACAGAAGGAUGUGUCAUUUAAGUAUUUGUGGAGUCUUCCCUUACAUUCCCUCACUAUCAGUGUGAAAGAUGAUCGCAUCUUCGAGUGUAAGGGGAGUUUUGAGGAUCUGAAGUUUAAGAUCGGAAACCUAAAGGUGGAGCUGCGGGAGGAAAUGCUGCGUGCAGAUGCUUCUAGAGACAAGCCGUUUUCCCUGACACAGAAGCGAGUUCUGCGUAAUGUAGAGAAGUUGAAGAAGAAGAUUCAGGAGCAUGAGGCAAGUCUGGUGGAACAGUUGCCACGGUUACCAGUGAAUCUGGAGACCAGGGUUGAGGGGUUUAGGCCCCGCACUCUUCUUUUUGCCACUGACUACGAACGAGAGGAAUGGCGGGAAGCACUCCGCUCACAGGGCCUCAAAGCGCAGGCUCUGCCUGAAGUUCACCUGAGCAACCAUGACUGUGAGGAUCUAAUUAACAGCACCAAGUUGCACACCCAGGUCAAUGGCAUUGGGGUUGUUCUGCUCAAGAAAGAUGAGGAGAUGUUGACGGGUAAUUUGAAUGUCACCAUUCACAAAAUGCAGGGCAUUGACAGAUCAUGUGAUGUAUACUGCUGCCUUGAGAUGGAUUCGUACGGCCAUUUCUACAAGAAGGCCCAGACGCGAGCAUGCCGUUAUGAGACCGACGUUUCCUGGAACCAGGAUUUUGAACUUGACCUUGAUGGCUCCCAGACUCUACGUAUUCUCUGCUUUGAGAAACGGCCAGAUGCAGAGAGUGAUGUCAUCAUUGGGAAGUGUGCUUUGGAGCUCAGUAUGUCCUGGUUAAAUUCCAAGUUUAAUGAGAAAACCAUAUCUAUGAAUGAUGUAUCCAUAACAAUAUCUAUAAGACAUACCCCAGCAUCUAAAACACUGAAGAGAACCCACUCCAAGUUAAGGACUGGCAUAUUUGGUGUCAAGAUUGAAAACGUUGCGAGGCGUGAAAACAAAACAGUUCCAUCCAUAGUUACAGUGUGUGUCCAGCAAGUGGAAAGGAGGGGGCUGGAUGAGGUAGGGAUAUAUCGAGUGUCCGGUGUUACUUCCGAUAUCCAGCAUUGCAAGAAACUGUUUGAUAAAAAUCCAAUAGCAGCCAGUGCGUUUGCAGAGGAUGCCGACAUCCACACAGUGACUGGGGUUCUCAAGUUGUACUUCAGGGAGCUGCCAGAACCACUGUUUACUGAAACUCACUACAAGUCCUUCAUACAGACAAGCCAGCUUCAGAAUGCGGAUGCGAAGGAGCGUUGCAUGCUGGAACUUUUGCAUGGACUUCCAGAUGCCAACUACUACACUAUCGUCUACAUGAUGGAGCACCUUGUACGCAUAGCCAAUCAAAGCGUUCAGAACAAGAUGUCGGUUAGCAACCUAGCCACGAUAUUUGGGCCAACACUGAUGCACCCAGCUGUGAAAGAGUCAAACGUUGACCCAAUGCUGCAGAUGGCUCUAGCGGCCAAGGAGUCGAGCCAGCAGACAGAGGUAGUCUACUUCUUUCUCAAGCUGGCAGCCAGCGGCAUGAGUCUCCGUAAAUCUGCAUCUGUGUUACCUACAUCGACUUAAAAGACAAAUAAAUGAUGUUUUAGCUUUUGAAAUGCUUACUAAUACUGUCUUUCAUUGCUUGUUAAGUUUUACAGAUAUGUAUACUUACAUGUACUAUUGUUGCUAGUUACCCUUCUUAUAAACAGCUGUGAAACCAGCAUUUACAGCAUGCAGAAUUACAUGUACCUAACUCUUGUUAAAUGUUAAGAGUUUAUUUUUGGUUUUAAUGUUUGUUAUAUGCAAUGUAUACAGGUCUGACAGCCAUAUCACAUACCUGUACUUACAUUUAUAAUAGCACAGACAACUGGUCUUUAACCAGUUACAGGAGUUGACCUAUUUCAAAUUAAUAGGAAAGAAACUAUUAGAUGUUGAGUUCUUAUGAAGAUCAUGUGUAGAUUAUCUUAAUUGUGUAUCUUAUUGUGUUAGUUCAAGAAAAAAGUACUUUCCCUCUGAAAUUGACAGUUUUAAUGCUGUGAAACUAUUUAAAUAUAUAUCUGUUAACCUUUUUUAGUUAUUGUUUUGUUUUGUAUGCAUAUGAUUUUGUAACAUUUUUUUAUUAAAACGUAAUGUACCGUAAAGAACCCUUUUGUUACAAUGGAGAUUGUUUCUUCACUGAAUUAAUGUAUUUAGUUAGGUGAAUGUUUGCAUUUGAAUCAUUUCGUAAAUUUUGAUGAUAGAAGUUUGUUUUUAAUUGUUAUUCAGAGUACAAGAGGUAAUGCAGUCAGAAGGUACAAGUGUAGUUGCUAUAUGUGUAAUGUAAUGUGAUAAUUCCUGGCAAGGCUUCUGUGUUCAUACAUUGUGUUCAGAUAUUCCUACAUUUGUUGAGCUGUGAGUGUUUCACUGUCACAUGUGCUUAGUUUGCAUAGAUUUCACCUUUGUUGUUGUUGUUUUUUAUACAGAUGUGAAACUAUGAGCUCUAUAUGCUGUACAAAGUGUUAUGGACAAAUUAUGAACAAGUUGUUAAUUAAAUAGCUUGAUAAAUUAUAGAUACUAGAUUGAACAGCCUGAUUAUGUGAUUGAAAUCAUUCACUAUUCGAUAGAUAACAUACAUGUAUUUAUGCCAUGUGAAACUUUCUUAUUGUGCAUUUGUGUUUUCUUUUAUAUCUUUUGUUGUUUCUUUUUUGUGUAUUAACCUUCUACCAACCUGCUGCAAGUGUGCUGCAUAAUCCAGACAACUGCUGAAGACUUUUGGGCUUGUUUUUCUUUUGUUGUGUACAAGAGAUAUUUUAGUUUCAUAUUUUUGUUUGUUUGCUGAAUACUAUGAACUCAAUGCAGCGUAUCUAAAUCCCUAUAUUGGUAUGAACAUUACUUUUUUAUGGAUAAAAUGUCCUUGCAUAUACCCAAGUGUCAUUUUUCUUUAUUUUUUAUCUACUUGAUUGCAUGUGAGUCAAUAAGUUAAGCGUAUCUAAUCUCUCUAAUAUUUUACAUCAUAGCAUAGCCCUUUUUUAUUACUUUUGAAACCUAACUGCUGGGACAGUAAAAGAAUAUAUGUUAAAGUCUAUUAUUAUUAAAAUAUUUUAAUAUUAAUAUUGUACAAUUCUUUGAAUAAAUUCUGCUGUUAUU